AUGACUUUUAUCGAAAAGUUGACUCUACGCGCGAACAAUGUGAAGGUUGAGGCGUUGGAGCCGAGAAAGAAACGGACGAGCUCCGAAGGCACGUCUUCCGGCUCCGGAUCGAGCUCCGACGAAGAGGGUAAGACGAAACAACCGCAACUAUUGUCUAUUCACAUUUUUGCGACUUUUCAGUCACUCCGACCGUCAUUCCACUCCAUAAGUUGUCGCCGGCGGCACAAUAUACAAACGUUCAGUUUAUGAAGUUGGAUUACGAGGACCGUAUGGAAAAUGGGUAUCCGUUUUGGGAUGAACUGAACAAAAAGGCGGUCUUUGCAUCGACUUCCAACGAUUGGCAUUUGCCUCAUGGUCAGUUUGAAAAAGUGGAGUGUUUCGCGGCGAUUAGAAGUCGAAGUUCAAGUCGAAUAAGUAUUGCUUACUUUUAAUGAGUAUUGUAGACUUCGGAGACAUUGUAUGACCUUAAAAAUUUUUGUGACGUAUGUUUAUGUCUAGUACUUCAUUUUUUUAGUUGACAACUUUUUUGUACCAGCACUCCUAGGAGUACUGUAGCGCUUGAAAGUUAGGGGCUCUUUAACUUUGCGCUCAACUUGGUCUAACUUCCAAGAGCUACAGUAACCUUUGGAGUGAUUUGACAAUAAAGGUGUCAACUACAAAAAUAUUGUGCUAGACACGAACUUUAAGUUUGUAGUUGACAACUUUUUUGUACACUCAUUCCGAAGACUACUGUAGCGCUUCAAAGUUAGGUCUUCACAAUUUUACACAAUACCUCUAAUUUCGUACGUUUCAGACUUGAAACGCCGGUGCGCCCGCUGCUGGCAAUCCAUUCACCUUUCUCCGGGCGGAACCCUAAAGCCGACCGUGUGCGUGUACCACGACCGCCCAAAAUGGAACCACGAGAUGGGCCAGAAGCAUUUGCCGUGUUGCGGAAGCCGUGCGGGCACGUCGAAAGGCUGCAUGAUCCAGGAGUUCCACGUGUUUCACGGGACCUGGAAACAGACGCUCGACGAGUUUGUCUGUUCCCCGAAAGCUCGCGGCACGUCGGAUUACAGAUCCAAGAAGAUCUAUGCGAUCGACUGUGAGAUGGUGUACACUUUGAAUGGGAUGGAGGCAGCGAGAGUCAGCGUUGUGGACGUGAAGGGCCGACUUGUGAUGGACACUUUUGUUCUUCCGUCUUUUCGGAUCUUGGAUUAUAAUACCAAGUUCUCGGGAAUCACCGCCAAAGACAUGGAGAACGCCGUCUCGCUGGAAGCGGUGAGUUUUCAGAUAUUGUAGAUCACUCACAACUAGCUUCAACUUUCUAGAGCUAUAGUAGCCUUCGGAGCAGUCUGACAAAAAACUUGUCAAUUACAAAAAUGUAGUUUAAGACUUUCACAUCACUUUUCUAGUUGAUCACUUUUUGAUACCAACACUCCUAACGUUACUGUAGCCCUUGGAAGCCGUACCGAUGCGUUUCAUGACCCCUAACUUCCAAGAGCUACAGUACUCUUAGAACCUGUCGUAGAAAAAAGUGGUAAACAAAAAUCAUGUACUAAAUUCGAGGUUUUCAAAUAAUUAACUAACUUUUUUCAGUGCCGGCUCCAACUGUUCCAAUUGAUAAACGAAGAGACGAUACUGGUUGGCCACUCGUUGGAAUCCGAUCUCAAGGCGCUCCGUCUCGUUCAUUCGAAUCUCAUCGACACUUCGUUGCUCUUUUCGGCUCCGAAUCAGUCAAAUUUCAUGAGAAUCAAAUAUUCACUGAAAACGUUGGCUGAAACGUACCUCCAGAAGAAGGUGCAAACUUCGGCGACAGGACACUCAUCGGUCGAGGACGCCACGAUUUGCAUGGAACUUGUGGGGACCGGAUACGUGUCCGGUGGUCCCCUAAUCCCUUAA
Messenger RNA from Caenorhabditis sp. 36 PRJEB53466, 1878 nucleotides. The record is from the annotation of a GenBank genome assembly. NCBI's taxonomy places the organism in Eukaryota, Metazoa, Nematoda, Chromadorea, Rhabditida, Rhabditidae.